AUGCUUCCACAAUCAGACCAACCACCCCGCGUCGCCAUCAUUGGUGCAGAGCCCGGCGGGCUUGUGCUGGCCAAGCUGCUUCGCGAUGACCCCCGGUUCGAGCGAGGCUCGCCCGAGGUCAAGGGAGCCUCUUUGACCGGCUUUCGCAUUCUCACCACGCCGGAUAUUCUCGACUCGCUCCGGAGCCAGCUGCCCGCCGAUUUCCGGGCCCUGCUGGACAAGACCGUGGGCCUCUCGCAACCGAAUGGCAACCGAUUGUAUGUAGAGAAGCUCUUUGGCCCCUACGAUCUAGAGAAAAUCGACCCAGAAGACUCCUUUCUCAUGCUCGGUAUGGGGUCUUACACCAAUGAAUUCGUCAAUCAAAGCAAGCACCGCGACGAGAUGACGCCGGAAGAAUUGAAGGAAGAAUGCCUGGAUCGAGCCCGCGGUUGGCAUCCUCUUCUGCGGGCCGUGCUGGCUAUUAGUGAGCCUAGCUCUGUUUUUUAUCUCGCACAUCAAAAUUCAAGACCCUAUCGAACCUUGGGAAACUGGCCCAGUGACGAUCCUGGGCAAUGCAUGACUCCGUACCUGGGGCAGGGUGCAACCAACGCCAUAGUCGAUGCCAUGACUCUUGCCGAGAAGCUGAAAUCGGCCCAGCAUGGGAAUGAGGAAGAAAGGAAACAAUAG
This is a messenger RNA of Talaromyces rugulosus, 666 nucleotides long. RefSeq lists its product as uncharacterized. The record is from RefSeq and is a predicted model, not a curated record. The transcript is spliced from 3 exons. Lineage: Eukaryota; Fungi; Ascomycota; Eurotiomycetes; Eurotiales; Trichocomaceae. The coding region runs from base 1 to 666 and encodes 221 amino acids.